Maylandia zebra (zebra mbuna) is the source of this 2749-nucleotide messenger RNA. RefSeq lists its product as uncharacterized. NCBI's taxonomy places the organism in Eukaryota, Metazoa, Chordata, Actinopteri, Cichliformes, Cichlidae. The record is from RefSeq and is a predicted model, not a curated record.
UGCACCGGACUGUUCUCAUGUGAUUAAAAUGUUCCAUUAUUUUUAUCUUGUUUGAGAGGAAAUGAUGAACACAUGCUGGCUUUUGUGGAACAAAGAGGCAGGAGAUGUGAAAAUCACUUCUGUUCCGACAGAGGUUUCUGUGCAGUGGGCGGACACCCCCAUCAAAUCACUCGAGUCAAUGUGACAGACGUGUAAUUGGGAAAUUGUCAGUAUGCGCCAUGGUAUUACUGUCAGAGUGAUUCAAACCCUGCUGCAAGAGUGCUCAUCAUAUUUAGCAGAAAUAUGUAUUUAAAUCAGUUUUUGUCACUUGAGUAGAAGUACAAGUAUCUGCUGAACCGAUCCCAUGUUUACACUCGCUGGCGGUUAUUUUAAUCCGGUGCCAAGAAAUGAAAACACAGUAAAAGUACACGACAGAGGUAGGUGAGUACUCGGUACAUUUCCAGCACUUUUGUUUAUGUGCACAUUUACGUGCGUGUCUCAUGAAUGCGAGCGGCUCUCCUGCUGUUCAGCGCCUUCGGAGCGUUUUUACGCAGCGGUGAUGUGCAGCUCGGGCCCGGCGCUGAUUGGUGGCUCGGUGGGGCACUCCUCAGCAAGAUGGCUGCAUUGCUGCGCGCAAUAGUGGCAUCCUGGUGAAAUGACGCAAGCCACAGUUUACGUUCAGUCCUCGCGGCUCCGAGCCUGAGCUCUCCAGUCUCCAUAGCGCAGAUCCCGCCCGACACAGCCGGAAGACCGCCCGACUCUCCUCCUCCACCGGACCGAGUGGAACCGGUUCAUUUGAGAUAUUAGAAGAAGGGGUAGUUUCAGCAGCUUUGGCAGAUUUUGAUGCCAGAUGUUUGGACUCGUGACCCCCUGAGGUGAGAGUGCGAUGAGGAGAAGUUUCAGAGUGUGAGGCCAUGGGCUGCACCUCGGCCAAGCAGGUGUCGGCCGUGCCCAGCGAUGAGGAGGGACGCGGCAAGGCCUACAGCAACGGCGACGUCUUCACCGACGAAUACAAGAAGGGAGUGGAGGAGGUGAAGUACAUGAGAGGGGAUGAAAACCGAGUGAAUGCACGCAACCAGGAGAACCUGGAGAAGAGUAAUGUCCAGCACAAGGGCAAACAGCAGAAAGAGGUUCCUGCACCAAACAUCAAAUCCAACAUUCACACGUCAGAAAGCCAGCAGGAAUUUUUCAGGAUGCUGGAUGAGAAGAUUGAGAAGGGACGAGACUACUGUUCGGAGGAGGAGGAGGAGGAAGAUGGGACAUAGCACAGAGGCCCCCAGGAGUCACCCCCACAGAGAGCCUCACCGUGUGUGUGUGUGUGUGUGUGUGUGUGUGUGUGUGUGUGUGUGUGUGUGUGCGUGUGCCUGAGAGAGCGCUAAAUCAGUGUUUGACCAAUGGGGUGUUGACAGGACACUUUAUGUUGGUAUGAUUUUGUGAGUUGUUGAACAUGUGGCAAAGAUAAUACUUUAAAUACAAGCGAAAGAGUGGGGGAUGCUUGAGACAGAGAGAGAGAAUGGCAUAAAGAAAACUUUCUUCAGAGACUAUACACAGCCCUCCUUACUUAGCGCCUCACCCCUUCAGGCCCCGGGUGGACAGAUGGAGGUGGCGAGGGAUGAAGUGACAGGCAGAUGAAAGGAGGGAGGGAUGGAGGAUGACGCAGUGACGGAUGUGCACACAUCGCGUGAACUCGUCUCUGACGGGUUGGGCACGGCCGUUUCCUCGAGCUGGAUAAAGGCGGCUUCGCAGGCCUCCAUCUGUCCUCCUGUCUGUCUGUCUGUCUGUCUGUCUAUAUUUAACCUCUGCAAUUGGACAAAAGAACUUCCCAAAUACGGAGGCCCAGGAAGGAGGAACAUGUUGGUGGGUGUCUCGAGAUGCACGAGUGGAGAAGAAAGAGCGCAGGGAAGGAGAUAUCUAACACUACCAGGAUCCACACUGAACUCUUUGGCCUGCCUGGCUACAGUCAGGCUGGCCUGGGCCGCGGCAGCCUGAGAGAACGGGUGAGGGAGGAAGAGGGAAGGCGGAGAAAGGGGGGAAUAUUUUGGGGAUAUUUUAAUAAGAGAGAAUAUGGAGCGAGCUGGUGAUUUGAAACUCAACUCCUCCUGCCUUGAAGUCAAGGACCCUGUUUUUGUUUUUGUUUUUUAUUCUGUUCCAGCCAAUCAUUCACUCAAGCCCUUCCCUUCCAUGAUGUUCUUUUCUUCAGUUUGUUUUACUCUUGGCUUCCAUCGUAGUGUAUCCUCAUCAAAGCCAUUAUCGCCCUCACCGCCACAGCAAUCAGAGUGAAGCUGCAUAAUUCACCGCAUCUGUGUCUCAACCCAAUCCGUCCUCCACCUUUUACCAGAACCUGGCAGAGCCGUGCUAACGUGCACGUGCAGUCUAUUCUUGUACAUAUGGUAGCACACACGCAUUCCAGCACACGUUCGGCGUAUCGAUAUGAGUCACUCAAACACAUUAAUGUGUUCUCCUCAUUUCACCAGCAGACUGUCAUGUGCAUCAGUCAGAGGUGUUCCAUGUAGCUCCACAUUUCUGCUUUGGCUGAGUAUUCACACACACGCGCGCGCACACACACACACACACUGGCACUGAAGCAGCAAACUGGGCUGAGCGUAAGGGGAGGAUGCAUGGUUGCCGUGGAGACACAGACCUAAUCACUUUUUUUUCUUUUUCUUUGAUUUGUUUUGUUUUGUUGCUGUUGUCAUCUUUACUGGAUACUUACUGUUGUAUUAUUUUAAAUACUUUUUUCUAUUAAAAAUAGAAAGCGCAGAAGCUCUGA